CAGGGAGGCGCGGCGGUCAGGAUCAGCCACAGGUUGCGCCCGCCUCGUUCACGCAGGCCGGGCAUCUUGGCUGAUCGUAAAGCGGGGAGGAGGGAGAGGACACCCUCUAUGCCCAAGCGACAGAAAGAGAAAUCGAUUAACUUAACAUCCACAGCUACAUACCCCUUCUUUCCUCCAACGUUCACGCGAGUUACGAUUUCGAUCGCUUUCGAAAUAGACUUUCAACCUACCCCGUCGUAUUUUAACUAAAUUCCACUCGAUCGAUCCGCUUCCUUUUUCAAACUUUCCAAAAUAUUCUUCGUGCAUACGCAUAUGAAUAAAAGUAAUAAUUAAUUCGUAGAUAUAUUAUAUUGUAGAGAAUAACGCGAAAAAGAAUAAAUUCGAUUCAUUUUGUAUCGAUUCGUUCGAUUUAACGGUAUUGAACGGUAUUGAACGGUAUAACGAUUGUAUCGCAAACGAGGAUAUAUUUAACCCGUUACCUGUGUCGAUAUAACAAAAUUACGAUAGAAAUGAAAUGAACAUGUUUUAAAUUUUGAAUCGAAUCGCAUUAAUUAAUAAGAUUGAAUAAUAUUAUAAAGCGAAAAAUAUAUAUAUAUAUAAAAUUGAUAUAGCAAGUAAGAUUAACGAUUGAUCGAUAAGUUAUCUAUAAUUGAUGAUAAAUGAAUCGAGUGGAAACUCGAUGUUCAACGACCGUAUGCAGUGUUCACGAAGGUAUUCGAAGCUGCUCUAUAUUUUAUUCCAACAAAAAUGAAGAUGUCAUUUCAUAUGGGUGAAAACGAAGUUAUUUUGUUUGACGAAUGGCAUCCGAUAGAUUGGCAAGGUCUUGGAUGGUCUAUGGUUGGUGUUAUUCUCAUAGCAUCUAUAUACGAAGGGAUAAAAAAUUACCGCGAUCACUUGUACAUCAAUACAACACGUUUAUGGAAAAAUAAAGAAAUUAAUAACAGAGGAACAUUACUCUUUUCCAAAAUACAUUUUCUUCAAACGAUUAUUCACAUUAUUCAACUGGUCAUAGGAUAUUGUCUUAUGUUGAUAUUCAUGACGUACAAUAUUUGGCUUUGUAUCGCAGUAGCAUUGGGCACGGGUCUCGGUUAUUGGCUGUUUUCUUGGGAUAAAUCGAACGGUGACAGCGAUGACUGCUGCUUGUAAAUUUUACAUCGAAUACGUAUUUUAUCCUGAUAUCGAUAUCAUUUUGUCCCCUAAUAUAAGACACGUUAUAAUUGUAAAAAUUGUGAUAUUCUUAAUAAAUUUUUCAUACCAAUUUUUCUAUCA
This is a messenger RNA of Apis cerana (Asiatic honeybee), 1269 nucleotides long. Its product is annotated as high affinity copper uptake protein 1. The record is from RefSeq and is a predicted model, not a curated record. Gene Ontology annotation, cellular component: membrane. Lineage: Eukaryota; Metazoa; Arthropoda; Insecta; Hymenoptera; Apidae. Gene Ontology annotation, biological process: copper ion transmembrane transport. Gene Ontology annotation, molecular function: copper ion transmembrane transporter activity.